Spodoptera littoralis (African cotton leafworm) is the source of this 477-nucleotide messenger RNA. The record is from the annotation of a GenBank genome assembly. NCBI's taxonomy places the organism in Eukaryota, Metazoa, Arthropoda, Insecta, Lepidoptera, Noctuidae.
AUGUGGGGCGGGCAGGCGUGGAACUUCACCACUUCAUCAUCACUUAACGAACACAACACAGCAAGUUGGGGGUGUGUGUGUGUGUAUGUCACGUUGAUCUCCCAUUUGACAACACCUGCUUAUAAUUGCGCCCCAACAAUAGAAGGAAGAUGGGGGACGGGGAGAGAGGACAAGAAGCGUGGACAGGGGACGGGGACGGGGAAAGGGGAAAGCGUGGGCGCCGGACCUCAUCACUCACCGAACGAAACACAGCAACUUGAAGGUCGCUAUUGUCCGCCGAUUUGUGAGAGUGUGGUACUACCCCGGUCGAGCGUGCCCAUACUACAGCUGAGACAACUGUGCUCUACCACUGGAGGAAGAAGGCUUAUAAAAGUCGAAGACAGUGAAUAUUAUGGAGUUAGGAAGAAGAGUAAAGUGGUAGCAAUUGCCUUAGUACUUAGUAGUAUCACAGCUGGGAUGACUGAAGUAAUAAGAUGA